Scylla paramamosain (green mud crab) is the source of this 2313-nucleotide messenger RNA. RefSeq names its product four-jointed box protein 1-like. The transcript has 5 exons. NCBI's taxonomy places the organism in Eukaryota, Metazoa, Arthropoda, Malacostraca, Decapoda, Portunidae. Gene Ontology annotation, biological process: cell-cell signaling. Bases 245 to 1942 code for a protein of 565 amino acids. The record is from RefSeq and is a predicted model, not a curated record.
CCAGUCCCUCCUUCCCUCAACACAUGCUCCGCCCUUCAGUAACUUCCUCUCCUUCCUACGGGUGGGGAGUAUUCUUCGUUUCUCUACAAUUUCUAACUCGGCCUCGCGUUGUCUGACUCUUGUGUAGUGUUGUAGUGUUGUGAUACCCUAGCCAGCGGUGCAGAGUGGCCAGUGAGGAGCAGGCGGUGGCUGACACACGCCAGACACACCGGGCUGCCAUGAGCCGCUCCUAGGGCCUCCCCUCAUGCUGGCCGCCGCUGAGUACCCCCCCAUACGCCCCGCCAUGUGGAGGGGGUGGCGGGGCCCUGCGACCACUCCCUCCCGGUGCUACCUGCCGCAGUCGUGGCCCGUGUACCGCCUGCAGCGCCUCGUCAGCCUGGCCGUGUGUGUCUUGGCGGUGCUGCUGCUGUGCCUCGUGGCCUUCGUGCUGCUGCAGGCGGCCCCCGCGUCCCCCAGGAUACAGCUGGGCCGCGGCGAGAGGACAGCGGAGGACGAGGGGCAGCUGUUCGGGAUGGACGACAGCUACAAUAGCGACAGUGCCCUGGACGAGUACGAAGACGAGGAGGACGACGAGGAGCUGGUGAUGAGCGAGGACUACGAGGAGGACGAGCAGGAGUACGAGUACAACCCUGAGUUUGACAUGAGUUUCUUUGACUUCUCAAUCAAAGACGAUGGUGCAGGUGGCGGUGCGGGAGCGGGCGAUGCGGGAGCGGGAGAGGGUGUGGGAGAGCAGGCGCCGCAGGAACACGAGUCCACAACCUUCAGGACGCCGGUGGUGCGGCCGUCGUGGGCUCAGCUGCCGCUACCGCCGCUCCGCCUGGUGGGUCGCUCGGGCCUGGAGGUGGUGCGGGAAGGGGUCAUGUUCUCGCCGGACGUAGAGGCGAGGCUGAAGGACCCCGGCAUGAGUGACGAGGACGUGGGGCGCCUCCUGUGGCAGCUCAGGUCCCGGAAGGUGACGGAGCUGCGGGACCCAAGCUGGGAGCGCUGCGGCCGUCCCAAGAACCAGUGGGUGAGGUUUUCCGGCGGCGUGGCAGCGUGCGCCCGGUACAGGUACCCCGAUGACCACCUGCUGCUCGGGGAAGUGCUCAGUUUCUACCUGGCGCGGCUUCUGCAGAUCAGCCGAGUGCCUCCCGCCACCCUCGCCCGGCCAGACCAUCCCCGCUGGACCGCCGCGGCGCCGCAGAUGGAGCGUGCGGGCUGGGGUGCCGCCCCCGUGGUGGUCCUCACCCCGUGGCUGCCUGACCUGGUGCGGGACUACAUGCCAGCCAGCCUGCACCACGCCCUCGCCACUAACACAACACUGGGGAUGGCUACUGAGGAGACCUGGGGCACUGACGGAGGUACUGAAGGAGGCGAUGAAGGACGCUCACAUCACCCACAACUAAGGGACGUGUCGGAGGGCGAGUUGGUGCGCCUUCUGCAGUGGAGUGACCUGCUGCUGUUUGACUUCCUAACAGCAAACUAUGACCGUGUCGCCUACAUGAUGGAUGCCGCUGAGGGAGAGGGGCGGCCCGAGGUGCUGGCGGGGACUGUGCAUAACCUGGUGCUGAACAGAGCCACGGGAGGACUUUGGCUGCUGGAUAACGAGUCGGGGCUGGUGGACGGGUAUUCUGUUCUCUAUGGUAACGGGGACCCGACGCAGGCCACACGGUUCGCAUCUUUCCACCAAAAACUCCUGCGCUCCAUGUGUCUCUUCAGGAGGACCACGUUAGGAGCAGUUUUAGGACUCGCCGCCCAUCCUAAACCCCAUGAGCUGCUGGUGGAGUUCGCGAGGGAGAAUGAGCCGCUUCUGUACCUCCUCCCUGAUCCUCUCCGCCACCAGCCCUUCCUCAGCCGCCUCUCAAAUCGCCUGCAGGAAGUGCGGGCGUGGGUGGGAGAGUGCGCGAGAAAGGCUGUAACGGCGGGUGUGGGUGUUAAACGGCGUGGGAGCUUGGUAACGUAGAAAGUCAUAUUUUAAAACAUUUCCUUGCAGCACCUCUUCCACUACGUUCAAAAAGGUCUGUUUGAAGUGACGCGGGCUUUUAAAGGGUGUUUUUUUACGGUUCAAGUGACGGAGUAACAAGAUUUCUAUAGUAUUAAAAGGAGAAACAAUCUUGAAAACCCGGUUUAUUAUCGCUGUGGCCUUUGAAAACAGUCGUGGUGAGAGAGCUAAGUGGUUCAGAAUACGCGUCUAAUACAGGUGAUGGUGCUGGUGGUGGUGGUUGUUAAUAUUGUUAUUGUUGGAACAUUUUUAUAUAUUUGUAAUUGUUGAUGACCAAAAAAAAAAAAUGUUAAUUGAAUGGUUUGUUGAAUAAUAAAGAAAAUCAAGUGAUA